AUGAAGCCCGUCGACAUCCCCGCCAUCCAGCCUUGCCUUUGUCCAUCGAGGCACCUCAAGGUACACUUGGACGCAGACACAGUAGUCAGUCCCAAAGAUCUGCCCUGGGCAACCGCUCUACACAUCGCCUUGGCACACAGUCACCUUGAAACCGCGAGCCUUCUUGUUGAGAGAGGAGCUAACUGGACAAGCGAGCCCUUCGGCGCUCGCGGCGUCACUGCACUGAUGAUAAUCUGCGCCAAUGAUCUGAUUCGCUUUCUCGAUUACCUGCUUGAGUGGGCUGCCAGACCUGGUGUCCAGCAACAUUGGAACCCUCGAAACUGGGACAUCAAUGGGCAUGGGUACUCGGACUAUUUGGCAGCGGUGGGAAAUGGCCCGACGCGGAGGCUUCUUGAGAGACGAUUGAAAGCUCUAGAGAAGAGACUGACAGAACACUAUUGA
Messenger RNA from Colletotrichum truncatum, 441 nucleotides. RefSeq lists its product as uncharacterized. Gene Ontology annotation, molecular function: protein binding. The record is from RefSeq and is a predicted model, not a curated record. NCBI's taxonomy places the organism in Eukaryota, Fungi, Ascomycota, Sordariomycetes, Glomerellales, Glomerellaceae.